AUGUCUUCUUUCCAAGCCGUCAACACUACGCUUUCGGUGCCGGAUCCUCCUGGGCGUCCAGGCGAAGAAACGACUCCGACCACACCUCGACCGAACAGUACCUUCGCGAAGCCUUUGUCCGACGACCCACGCGCUGAAGAUCCUUCGGCGAAAACGCCUACACGUAACAGUUUCGCAGGUCUCGCUGGCCAGCGCCCUCUUCCGUCGUCCCCAUUCACGCCUUCACGCGAGCUUAGUACCACCCCCGGCAGGCACCCUCUGACGCGCGAGGACUCGCACCGCUCAUCGCAAUCUGCCGGCUCACAAGAUGUAGAAAUGGGUGGCGCCGAAGAAGAGGGAAAGGAAGGUUCGGAUGACGAAAGUGUUAGUGGAGAUGCGAAGUCGGCUUCAAAGAAAAAGAAGGGUCAACGCUUCUUUUGCACAGAGUUUCCACCGUGCCACUUGAGCUUCACAAGAAGCGAACACCUGGCCCGCCACAUUCGCAAGCAUACCGGCGAACGACCCUUCCAAUGCCAUUGCUCUCGACGAUUUUCUCGUCUCGAUAACCUGCGACAGCAUGCGCAGACAGUCCACGUCAAUGAAGACAUUCCAGGAGACUCUUUGGCUGCAACCGGCACCCGUUUUCAAAGACAAAUCCGGACCGACCGUGUGCGACCACCCGGGAAUCGCUCCCGUGCCAAUACGUUAGGGAGCACAGGAGGCCAUAGUAGGGGGCACAGCAGGAACCUCUCAGCUUCCAGUAUCACAUCUACUGCUUCGAGCAUAAGCGUAGCUCCGUCUCCGGACGUACGACGUCGACCACCUCCGCUUGCCAUGGCCAGCGACGGAGGUGCAAGGGCACGUUUGUCACUUAACACCAUGGAUGCGUACAAUCCUCCGCUCAUGGGUAGCCCGGGGCCGCAGAUUGUUGAUUACAGUGAUGCAACGACACCUACAUCGGCUACAUUCUCCACCGCUACAGGAAGCCCGAGCCGUUUCAGCUCGGCGGUGCAGUCACCCGUGGCAUCUGCUUCACGACCCGUAUCUUGGAGCGGUGUAGGACCCAUGCCAAGUGGGCGGCGGCUUUCUGUGCCUUCAAACGGUAACCCUUUUUCGGGCCCUCCAGGGCAGUAUCCGCCUCAGUACAUUACGCCCGUACCAUCAGCUACACCAUCCACUACCUUCUCUCCCCAAAGUAGCUCGUACGCAAGCCCGGUCGCCCCAGAAUUUCCCGUCUCACGAAGGGAUUCGAACGCGGAUGCAGACUGGAGGAGACGAACAUGGCACCCAGGCUCGUAUUCCGGACCUCGGCCUGCUACCAGCGGAUUAGGCUAUCACCAGACUCCGGAUGCCCCGCGACCUUCCUUCACGUCGCAACCUGCGGCAUCCCAGACGAGGCUGCCGGGUAUUGAGAGCUUCGAUCACGCCCCGCCCCCGCCGAUGCCGCGGCGCCAACCGAGCCCUAUGCAGAUCGAUACACCCGCGCGACCACUCACGUAUCAUGCUCCCACGGAUCUUCGACCUCCCAUCAAGCAUGAAAAGCGUACUAGCAUCUCAUGGGAUACGAAUCUGCAAAGAGGGUUUACCAAUCUUGAGAUUGCGAGCCCAAAUCGUCAAAGAGAAGCGUGGUCCCACUACCAAAACAGUCCAGGACAGACCGUGCAUGCUCGUCCCACUACUGCGCCGCACCCGGCUUACUUCAACCAGCGGACUGACAGCUCGCCCGCAGGGCAACACUCAGCAGCCGAGGCGGGCAGGACUUCUCAGGAACCCCCGGUCACUCCCAAGAGAAACAAGCGUCAGGCCUGGUACAACGGGCCUCUCAACCCGAAUGUCCCUCCGCAACCGGCCCGAGCUAUGCAACGAACUUCGCCAGAAGAUUCAAGUAGCAGUGAAGGGGUUCCUACGCCUUCAAACUCCACGAUGACUGAAUAUCAUCCAGCCAUCGUGCACAGCAAUGGCUAUGUGGAGCCGCACCCACCAGGUGCGCUUCUUGAAGAACAUAAGCCUGUUCGCACUUCUAUCAUGGACCGACCUCAUCCGAUAUAUAGCCAGCAACAACCAUACCAUAGCCAUAGUCUCUCGACUCCGUCUUACCGGUCCUUUCAGCAGCCGGAGAGAGGCCAUGUUACCUUUGGUCCGCCAAUCAUGCAGCCACCUGCGAAUGAUAUGCGACGGUUGGAAGCGCUUGUUGCUGUUGCUACUGGGGAGCAAGUUAGAAACCGCCAGUGA
Didymosphaeria variabile is the source of this 2211-nucleotide messenger RNA. RefSeq names its product Up in starvation (gene USV1). Lineage: Eukaryota; Fungi; Ascomycota; Dothideomycetes; Pleosporales; Didymosphaeriaceae. The transcript is spliced from 2 exons. Gene Ontology annotation, molecular function: DNA-binding transcription factor activity, RNA polymerase II-specific; RNA polymerase II cis-regulatory region sequence-specific DNA binding. The record is from RefSeq and is a predicted model, not a curated record. Gene Ontology annotation, biological process: regulation of transcription by RNA polymerase II. The coding region runs from base 1 to 2211 and encodes 736 amino acids.